Molecule: messenger RNA, 1667 nt
Organism: Thunnus maccoyii (southern bluefin tuna)
Lineage: Eukaryota; Metazoa; Chordata; Actinopteri; Scombriformes; Scombridae
Product: bile acid-CoA:amino acid N-acyltransferase-like
Exons: 11
Coding region: 69-1382 (437 amino acids)
Biological process (GO): acyl-CoA metabolic process; fatty acid metabolic process
Molecular function (GO): fatty acyl-CoA hydrolase activity
Source: RefSeq, a predicted model, not a curated record
GCUGAAAGCAGUGUUACUGUUGGGCAGUUAUAAAGCUAGGAGUGUGUAACUGGGAUUUUAAGCUCAGAAUGGACAGGAAACAGUGUUGUGUGAAGCUGACAGUCCAGCCGUCCAGAGGACUUGUGGAUGAGAAGUUCACCGUCCUGGUCCAGAAUGCCCCUCCUGGUUCCCAGCUCACGGUUCACGCUCUGCACCAGUGUGAAGACGGACACACGUGGGAGGCGUUCGCUCACUACAUCGCCAACGCCACCGGGACAGUGAAUGUUCCAGAGGAUCUCAGUCUGGGUGGGACAUAUUCUGGGGUUGAACCGAUGGGUCUGCUCUGGAGCCUCAGACCAGUUCCAGGCAGCAAACCUUGGCUCAGGAUGAGGAAGAUGAACGUCCAGACUCCCUUGGAGAUCAAGAUCUCGGUGUACCAGGGUCACCCAACUGAAGGCUUCAUAACUGAGGUGCCACUGAACAGCGUGUUGGUGGAGCGCUGGUACAUGGCGCCCGGCAUCCGCAGGGUCCCGAUCACAGAGGGCAGACUCACUGCGACCCUCUUCCUGCCCUCAGGACCUGGACCUUUCCCCGGCCUUCUGGACCUGUGGGGGGGUGAAGGGCAUUUGGUGGAGUACCGUGCGGCGCUGCUGGCCUCUCGUGGCUUUGCCUCCCUGACCCUCGACUACCUGACUCCUAAAAUCGCCUCGGAAACUGGAAAGAUGGUGGACAACCAGUACUUUGAGACAGCUUUCCGAGUCCUGCAGCAGCAUCCUCAGGUCCUCGGCAGCAGGAUCGGCAUGAUGGGCCUUUCCCUCGGUGCCAGUUUCACACUCAAAAUGGCCGCUUACUCCGAGGUUAUAAAGCUCAGCAGUGUGGUGUGCAUUAAUGGGACUCAUGUGCAGCCAGUCGAUGGAUCUGUGGAAGAAAUGCUGGAAUACUUUGGAAGUAACGCUGAGAAGACUCGCUUCAACGAGGAGAACCAGGUGAUCUGGCGAGAUCUGCCGCUGCCCAUCCCCACCGACCCUGAACUCAAAGUGGACGUUGGACGACUGCAGUGUCCUGUGAUGUUGGUCGUAGCGGAGGACGAUCAGAACUGGCCGGCGUCCGAGUCUGCUCAGGACAUGAAGGAGAUGAUGGAGCAGGCGGGGAACAGCCACCUGCUGACCAUCCUUUCGUACCCGAAUGCCGGUCACCUGAUUGAACCUCCGUACACACCGCACUGCAGAGCCAGCUCCUUCAGGGUACGCAACCAAGGCGAGACGUUCAUGGCUCUGUGGGGCGGAGACACGGUGCCUCAUGCUCGCGCUCAGGAAGACGCCUGGAGGAAGAUGCUGGCCUUCCUGCAAGAGAAUCUCUACAGCAGCACAAAUCCUGCUGCAACCUCAUUAUCACACCUGUAACAAGGCGACGACUAAUGAUUAUAGAGUUGCAAAGUUAUUUCAGGCUCCAGAAAGUUAAUAUCCCAUUCACAUUUUUCAUAGACAACGUUGCAUGACUCACAAUUUGAGCACUUCUACGGCUUUGAUUGACAUAAAACUCUCCUGGCUGAAUCACCAGUCUAUACACCCAGUCUAGAUACAAGCCUGUGUAGGCCUACAUAAGGGAUUUGUAGGAGUAGUUAACUGCGACUCCCACAAUGCAUUUCAACAAGUAACAUCCAUCACUCAGCAUAAAAUUUGCUCAUG